Molecule: messenger RNA, 234 nt
Organism: Mesorhabditis spiculigera
Lineage: Eukaryota; Metazoa; Nematoda; Chromadorea; Rhabditida; Rhabditidae
Source: the annotation of a GenBank genome assembly
AUGAAACUCCUCUGCUGGAUGUUCCUCUCGAUGGCCCUGGUCAUCACCGAGGCUCACCUUUUGCCGAUCUGUCUGGGUGAAAGGUAUCGGUGUAAUGGAGUCUGCAUCCCGGAUGAUGAGCCCUGCGAUGAACUGGUCGAGGUGAAUGGACGUAUAGAAAUUCUCGGCCGCCACUGUUCGUACCCCCGUAUUCUGUGCCACGGGGAAUGCAGAUUCGAUUGCAGGCAGCCAAAA